AUGGCUUCAAAUGGUGCUCGACAACUCUAUAAGAUAUAUGUGAGUAACAUACCUUGGACUGUAAGUCACAGAGAAUUGAAAACUUAUUUUAGUAAAUUUGGACACAUACAACAAGCUUCAGUAGUAUUUGAUAAAAAAACAGGCUUAUCAAAGAAUUACGGGUUUGUAACUUUUAGUACUCGUGAAGGAUUAGAAACUGCAACCAAAAGUAGUUUACACAAGUUAGAGGGAAAUACAAUAAAAUUGCAACCAUUGAAUAGUUCAAACCAAUAA
Molecule: messenger RNA, 273 nt
Organism: Diorhabda sublineata
Lineage: Eukaryota; Metazoa; Arthropoda; Insecta; Coleoptera; Chrysomelidae
Product: SRA stem-loop-interacting RNA-binding protein, mitochondrial-like
Exons: 1
Coding region: 1-273 (90 amino acids)
Molecular function (GO): mRNA binding
Source: RefSeq, a predicted model, not a curated record